ACAAACUCAGAUUUUAAACGUGCCGGUGAAAUUUUUCUUCCUUUUAAUGCCUUUUUCAGCUUUUCUUCACUUUUUACAGUUUUAAAACAUACAUUUAGCAAAUCUGGAUGAAACCAAGGAGAAAAUGAUCGCUGCCUCAGAUCCGCUGGAAUUUGUCCCAGGUGGACGUCAGACGGUUUUGAGGCAUCCUGGAAGUGUGAUUAGCCAACAUUCGGGCAAUCAUCCAGGACCAACCGAUAGCCUUUUGUUACAAAAAUUCAGCCAAGUCAACAUAUCGGACAGAUCUCCGAAAGAAUUUUGGACAGUGAGAGAUAACGAGAUAUGCGGAGAAGAGGAGCUUUACUGUUCUGGUAAAAUUGCCGUUCAUUCGAAGGGCGAUAGGUCGACUAGGAUUCUGCAGACAUCUUAUACUUGCGAGACGGAUAUUAAGCAUGCGCUUUGGUGCACUUUUUGCACGUCUACUCCUGAUCACUCGUCAAAAGCCAAAGAACCCGACGAGAGUGAUAUAAGUCUAAACGGUAUCGACUGUAUUUGCUUGGUCGAUUCGUACACUCUGAAAGUCUUUACAGCUUCUGGAGAAGAUUAUAUAUCCAGUUUACAAUUUCAAGUCUCUGCGAUAUGGGCUACGAAGUAUGGAAUAUUACUGGAGAAAUCUCAGGUUCCAACUUCGGUGUCUAGGUAUAUCUCAUUGGAAGCUAGCAGAAUAGCUACCCAGAAUGAUAACCUACUACCGGUAGCGUUUUCCCUUAUGCAUCCUUUGGACGAAAUAUGUCCUCUUCUCAUUAAACACGGGACUGUUUCUUAUAUGUGCGAUUCAAAUCAGAAAAUCGUUUUUACUAGCUCCGAACCUUCUCUAGCCGUAGUCUACGACACGAGGACUGGUUUGCAUUCUGUUUAUAAGAUUCGUAAAGCUUCGACGGAAGAAUGCCAGUUAGUUUAUGGAAACAGUGACAGUAAUCAGAGUUUGUUUAAUCAGUCGACGAGUGCUUCGCCACUAACCCUUGGCGCUAACCUUUCCGCCAACAAGAGUGCCAACAAAGCCCAUCUAAGUCUCUUUGGGCUCCCUAAUCUACAAAUCAGUAACGUCAACCUGAGUCUGGGGAUAAGCAGUAGUCCGUUUGGUUCUCGAGGUACAUCCUAUGCUACGACUUCCUCCGGUGGUGGUCAGUCACCAUCUCAACAACAACAGCAUCCUCAUUCUCGAUCUCAGAGCCCGAUGGCUACGAUAUCAAGAUGUCAGUCUCCGACGCAUCCUGCCUUUUCUCCCCUUUUUGGAGUCCCCGCUACCUCUAACAUUCAUCAGACGAGACUACAACAGACAGUUCUGGGCCAUCCUCAAGGCAGCUCCGGUGCUAGCUGCAGUAGCAUACAAUUUCAAGACCUGGGUAUGAGUCCGAGUAAACCAUUGUAUCCCGAAUUAUGCCUCGAUCAUGUAUGGACAGAAAGCGUCGGGCUCCAGAAGGACAUUGUCUCUGGACGUGCAUCGAAGGUUCUCUUAGUAUCGGACCUUGUCGGACAAAGUUAUUUGGGUUACUUGGUGCCGAAUCGAUCUCAACUUUUUUUGGUACGACUGGAGAAGACGAACAUACGACAGCAUAUUAUAUUUGGAAUGGUCACCAGCAUCGUUGCCAAAGACGCAGUUAGUUUACCGUCAUUGAACAUGAUCGCCAUCAUGGAUCUUUCUAAUGGCGUGUGCCUGUAUUCAGGAGUUACGUGUGUGGGGAAGGUCCACGUAACAAAUGUGUUAGCGAGCCUCAGCGAGUGCAAUUAUUUCUUACCCAGCCUGGGACAUAAAUUUGGAUCUCCAUUCCCCCGAAGGAGUUCCCUAAUACCCCAAAGUUCAGUACCACCCCACGACAUUAAAUUCGAGGAAGGGUUGCACCUACUCAGUCCUGUGGGAUCCUGUCCCAGGCCUCUUCUGCUAGAGAAUUCCCUCUCCGAUGGAAACCUGCUUGCCUUAAAAGAAGCGGUAGGCAACGAAGUAACAUUAGAGUACGGUAACAAGAAUUACUUCAGGAUCGCCCUGCCAACAUUGAGCACGUCCCCUCUAGUCACAAAAUGCUUGCAAGCUCUACGGAGUGUCCUACAAAAGGACCUAGCGAUGCAAAUGUUGGUCAAAUGGUACGGAGCAAGAAAUGCACCCGGACCGCAGGACUUUUCUCCUCUCCAAGAGUGGCAUCUAUUCCUGGUGAUCUUGCUGGCUCUCCUCGGCUACGACGUGGACAAGCUCGAAUUAAUUAAAACCGACGAAGAGGAUCAGCAUACGGAGAAGAACAGUCCCAUAGUGCUCCCGAAGAAGCAGAAGAUAAACGACAGCGUCUCCAACGAGAACUGGCAGUACAUCGUGAACUCCGUCGAGCACUCGGGAUCGCAAGCGUUCUUAUCGGACACUCUCAAUUUGUCAAGACCCACUUCGAGUACCUCGACAAGCGAUAAGCCGAGUGCAAAAGUGGAGGAGUCGCUAUCCGGAAAAAUAAGCGCCCAGGCCAUUUUGUUUCCGUAUCUACCUCUGGUCCUGCUCUCGUUGCACCUCCUCUACGAGGAAUUGAAACUGAACACCGUAAUGACGGAGAGCCUGCCCUUACUCGCGCAAUUGCUCCACCAAUUGAGCACGGAUUUAAAGCUCGAGAUGUACUCCCAUCAUUACUUCCUGGACUUCCCGACCUUCUGCAACAUCAGCGGCUUAACGUCCCAAGUUAACGCCCUGGACUUGCAGAAGAUUACUCCACCUAAUUACAUGCCACUUAGGCCACCGAGUAUCUUUCAGACUUUAAAUGAUCUGUUGAAUGGAAGGGACGUUACUCCAUAUCCCUACGUGCAUUACGUUAAUCCCAGGUCGAGGAAUAUCGUACACCUGGUGGCACUGAUAACGCGAGAAGGGAAGUCCACGGUGAUAGAGAUGGAAAGGUUUACCAGAUUAAUCGUACCAGCCGGAAGUCGGGUCGAUCCCCCGGAACUGGGAGGUAAAUACGACCGGGAGAUCCCCAGGAAAUUGGAAACUUCCACCCCGGAAAGAAUAGUAUUGUUGUACCAUGAGAUGGGACUGAGCAAAAAGGACCUGGAGAUACUUCCACCAGGAGUUUCGCUAUUGUUAAUGGAGAUUAUGUACAGGUGCAGGGAACGGCCACUUUCGGGUUGGCCUAAGCAAGUUUAUGAAUUAGUUGGCCGACAGGACUUGGCAGCCCUGGACAGACAUUCGAGGUCUCCGAAACGGGAAUAUCGUCCUACCAACGAGGAAAAGUCAUAUCCUAUCAAAGACCCGGAACAAGACGACGGCAUGGAGUUCGACGAUGCCAUUUUAUCGCUGAGGUUCAACGAGGACCACAGAGUAGCCGAAGUGCGAAGACUGCUCAAUUCAUCUAAGCCUGUAAGGAUAGCAAUAGUGCAGAGACCGGACGUGAGCGACCACGAGUUCAUCGAGGAGCAGGAAAGGCAUCUACAUGCACUUUGCACGAGAACAAUGGCCCUCCCCGUAGCAAGAGGAAUGUUCACUCUGAGGACCUCUACCCCGAUUAUCACGGAACAACUGCCGAUACCCCGACUAUGUCUCACGGGGAAAGCACCUCCAAGAGGAACCACGGUGGAGCUGGUACACAUCGACGUUCCCCCGAACAUGAACCUAUGGCCACUGUUUCAUAACGGAGUGGCAGCCGGUCUAAGGAUACACCCGGACGCCUCCGACAUAGACUCAACCUGGAUAGUUUACAACAAACAGCAGCAGGGAGAAUUCGGUAUCGAGCAUUCGGGAUUUCUGAUGGCCCUCGGCCUGAACGGACACCUAAAAAACUUGGCACCAUUCAGUAUGUACGAGUACCUAGUCGAGUGCCACGAGGCAACGAGUGUAGGCUUGUUACUCGGAUUGUCGGCGACCCACCGAGGCACCAUGGACGUCUCCAUGACGAAGUUACUCUCGUUACACGUGGAAACGUUGUUGCCGCCUACGAGCAUCGAGCUGAACGUUCAGCAGAACGUCCAGGUGGCGGCGCUGAUGGGCGUGGGCCUGGUGUACCAAGGAACGGCUCACAGACACAUUGCUAAUGCCUUGUUAUCGGAAAUCGGCAGACCACCGGGUCCAGAGAUGAAGAACUGCGUCGACCGGGAGUCCUACUCCCUGGCCGCGGGUAUGGCCCUAGGCCUAGUGGUCCUGGGAUGCGGAGGUGGGUCCGACCUGACCAACAUCCCGGACACGUUGCAUCGGUACAUGGUCGGCGGGAACGUCAGGCCGUUCACCGGGUCCCAGAAGGACAAGUACAAGUCCCCGAGCUACCAGAUCAGGGAAGGAGACUCCAUCAACAUAGACGUGACGAGUCCUGGGGCCACCAUAGCCCUGGGGCUGAUGUACUUUAAUACAGGGAACCGAGCCGUGGCGGAUUGGAUGCGCGCCCCGGACACCCAGUUCUUAUUGGACUUCGUCCGACCUGAUCUAUUGCUACUUAGGAUCCUCGCCAGGUCCCUGAUCCUCUGGGGAGAGAUCGAGCCGACCAAGACCUGGGUCUCCAGUCACGUCCCGGAAAUCGUCUACAAGUACAGGUUCCAAAAGCCGACGCCCGAGAUCACGCAGAACGUCGACCUGGAGACCAUGAACCAGGCGUACUGCAACGUCAUUGCAGGUGCCUGCAUGGCUUUGGGAUUAAAAUAUGCCGGCACUGCUAAUAAAAACGCCUUCAAGACUCUUUAUAAUUACGCUCAGAUGUUCACGGCGUUGACCCACAAGUCUAUCGCCGAGUUAGCUGGGAAGUCUACUAUAGAGACUUGCUUGAACGUCGUCCUGUUAGCAACGGCUGUGGUCAUGGCAGGAACCGGGGAGCUGGACAUCAUGAGAAUCUGUAGGCAUGUGAGGACUCGAGUGGGUCCUGCUAGCAGCGUCGUCACUUAUGGAUCUCAUUUGGCGACUCACAUGGCAUUGGGUCUCCUAUUUCUCGGAGGUGGAAGGUAUACGCUAUCCAACAGUCCCAGUGCCGUUGCUGCACUCGUAAUAUCUCUAUUUCCGAAGUUCCCUACUCACAGCAACGAUAACAGGUAUCAUCUUCAGGCACUGAGGCACCUCUACGUUCUGGCUGUUGAGCCGCGAUUGAUUCUACCAAGAGAUAUCGACAGUGGAUUGCGAUGCUACGCGGUUGUUCAUUUAACAUUUCGUAAUGAAAAACUGGCCGAUGGACAGGAAGCCGUCCUAAGAGCUCCAUGCUUGUUGCCUCAGUUGGAUAGUCUACGAAAGGUCGAACUAAAGGACGAUAGAUAUUGGGAGAUCACUUUUGAGCGGGGUCACAAUUGGCAACAGUUGGAAGGGAUGCUGAAGAGAUGCGACUUUCUGGACGUUAAACAAAGGGCCGGAUGCUUGUCCUAUCAGGAGGAUCCAUACGGCUUUCGCAGCCUGAUAGCGCAGACCCUGACGACCGAAAACGUAAUUCCCUGGGCCGUUCAUUCCGAACAAGUGACGUCAUUCACAAGUGAUAAGACCGUACUGAACAUUGUUAAAUAUUUCCUGCAAAUCCUUAACAAAGGGGAGGCAAGAACUGACAAAGAGUUAGAGUCGGAUAGUAACGAUAAGUCCACAUCGGCACAUCUCACGCAAAGUUUCCUCGACACUUCAGGAAGCACUUUGGGAUGUUCGACGGAGAAAUUUCCAAGUGAAAAAAUGGACGUAGGAGAAACUUCCGUUGAAAAAGACUCGCCUAAGGUUCAUCAGGUCCCAAGAGAAGUUACGGACUCGGAGCGUCAGUUUUUACAAACUUUUGCGAUAAUUGUUUACGAGUGUGUAAUUAAGGACAAAGUCAGUCUUCUGCCUCUGUGGGUGAACAUGUACAGAAGCAUCGAGGCGAUUGAAAGACGUCCUAAUAGUUAUUUAAUAUGGCAGAUAAAGUUGAUCGCCUCUCAGAUAUCGAACAGAAGUUACUCCGAUGAGACCAACCCCUUGCUCGGUGCCGAAACAGCCCUGGCGAUAAAGUACAAGUCCACUUCGAUAAUUGGUCGAUGGGAACGAGAUCUCAAGCCUCUCAUAAAACAGUUUCUAACAACUGGCUCGGUGAAAACAGACUCUACGUCUUUGGCUCGAUUGGCUGCGUACUUUGUAUUUCAUGACGUACCUCCCCACUUCGAUGCACAAUCCCUGGCAACAUCGGAGUCCUUCUCAAAAUAUCUGAUCGACCCUCCUCAGUCUGUACCGCUAGUUACAAUGUUUAAAUUACAUCUACUCUUGAAUGUUUACGAAUGAAAAUACACAUUCCAAGUACAAAAUAUAUAAAUAUAUAUAUUUCCCCCUGGG
Molecule: messenger RNA, 6262 nt
Organism: Orussus abietinus
Lineage: Eukaryota; Metazoa; Arthropoda; Insecta; Hymenoptera; Orussidae
Gene: shtd
Product: anaphase-promoting complex subunit 1
Exons: 20
Coding region: 125-6211 (2028 amino acids)
Biological process (GO): metaphase/anaphase transition of mitotic cell cycle; anaphase-promoting complex-dependent catabolic process; protein K11-linked ubiquitination
Cellular component (GO): anaphase-promoting complex
Molecular function (GO): molecular adaptor activity
Source: RefSeq, a predicted model, not a curated record